Molecule: messenger RNA, 1353 nt
Organism: Perkinsus marinus ATCC 50983
Lineage: Eukaryota; Perkinsozoa; Perkinsida; Perkinsidae
Product: Spindle assembly checkpoint kinase, putative
Exons: 13
Coding region: 1-1353 (450 amino acids)
Biological process (GO): RNA splicing; protein phosphorylation
Cellular component (GO): spliceosomal complex
Molecular function (GO): ATP binding; protein kinase activity
Source: RefSeq, a predicted model, not a curated record
AUGACCAAGGGGGACAUGAGAGAGCACUUGGUAGCAAAUGUGAUGAGAGCUUCCGCAUCUCGCUGUUUGACCUCACCUAAGGCGGCCUCUUCGUUACCCCAGGAGCUGCUGGACUCGGGCUUCGAGCUCGCUGAGGAGGCAAGGCCUCAACUAGGGGAAGGUAGUUUCGCCAGAGUGUCCCUAGUAGUACGAAAGGACAAGUUCUAUGCCUUGAAAACGGUCACCAAGGGUCCACUUGAGGCUAGGAAUAUGGCCGAGCAUGUGAGAGCAUCAAUGAAACGUGAAGUUAGUCUCCAUUCCCGGAUGUGCACUCACCCCAACAUCGUAGCUCUCCACGACUAUUUCGAAGAUUCCAGGCGAAUUUACAUGCUGCUCGAAUGGUGUCCUUUUGGAUCACUCUCGGGUGCUCUGGCCACCUUGGCUGUCGAUUCUGCUGUUAAGACGUUACCCCUGAGUAUCACGGCGCGGUCAUUGCUGAGGUAUUUACACGAUAAUGGUGUGAUCCAUCGGGAUAUCAAACCGGACAAUAUCCUCAUAUCAAAUCUAACACCAGGGGACAUACAAAUUCGACUUACCGACUUCGGUUGGAGUUGUCUCGAGAACGAUACCACUCAGAUUUACUCGAAGUGUGGUACGCCAGGUUUUGCCGCUCCAGAGGUCUUUGCCGGGCGGCAGCAGACCCCCGCUAGUGACAUAUGGAGCAUAGGAGCUGUGCCAUACUUCCCUCUCAGAAAGGUGUGCUCUAUUCUAUAUCUUCUUGGCGUGUGGGAGCAUAAACUCGAGGACCCCAAAUGGAAAAAUACAAUAGUUGGCAAGCGUAAGACUUAUCACGACACAGUGGACAGGAUGAGACCGUUGGUGACACUCCUAGAGCACGAUGAGAAGCUUGCCCAAGGGGAGGAACGGCGGGUUCCUGAGGCUGUCGUGGACGUCCUCAAGGGGGUCUUUAAGGAGAUAGUGAAGAGAGAGUAUGUCGAGGCUAAUAAACUGUAUCUGGACAUGACCGUGGGGAAUCAGCUGUGGCCCAUGGGUGGUAUCAAUUUGGGUGUGGUGCAACAAGUGUGCCGAAGAGUGGAGGAGAAGUCGCAUCUGUUGGAUGAUAUUGAAGUAAAGCGAUACACACAGGGCGUGAAGAGGCUCAUUACAGUGGCCAUGACGAUGGCCUGGAUAUGCUUCCAGUUCAUCCGUGUUGAUGUCAUUCUGAUGCAGCCGUCGACUGUGAUCCCCCACACAGCGGAGAUGGUCCUUAAGCCUAGUCAACUGGCCUUCAAGAUUGUCCAGGCCGUGGCUAUGGGCAAGCAAGAGCUGCUUAGAGAGGAUCUAUGCAAAGCUAUUACAGAACAGGUGGGAUGA